AUGGCAUCUGAAAAGGUUCAGAGACGAAAACCCAAGAAACUAACCAAGAAGCACGUAUUCUCGGAUGAGAAAAUACAAGAGAUCAGGGACGCCUUUCACAUGUUUGACAAAAACGGUGACGGGAUGAUCACGUCUGAUGAGCUGGGCUCUGUGAUGGUGUCCCUGGGACAGAGGCCGUCCAUCCACGAGAUCAAGAACUUUAUACGAGCCGUGGAUACAGACAGAAGUGGUACCAUCGACUUUGACGAGUUUGUGGACAUAUUUGCCAGAAAGGUGACCAUGGACCCGGAAUCCGAGCUCAGGGAAGUCUUCAAGGCGUUCGACGCUAACCACGACGGCUUCAUCGGCGCCGAGGAACUCUUCAAUGUUUUAGCACAGCUCGGGGAAAAAAUUACUCUGUCUGAAGCUCAGGAAAUGAUUAGGGAGGCAGAUCUAAACAAGGAUGGCAAAGUGGAUUAUUCAGGUAACUGU
This is a messenger RNA of Candidula unifasciata, 471 nucleotides long. NCBI's taxonomy places the organism in Eukaryota, Metazoa, Mollusca, Gastropoda, Stylommatophora, Geomitridae. The record is from the annotation of a GenBank genome assembly.